This is a messenger RNA of Rhopalosiphum padi (bird cherry-oat aphid), 673 nucleotides long. RefSeq lists its product as uncharacterized. The transcript has a single exon. Bases 42 to 611 code for a protein of 189 amino acids. The record is from RefSeq and is a predicted model, not a curated record. Lineage: Eukaryota; Metazoa; Arthropoda; Insecta; Hemiptera; Aphididae.
AUCUCAUAGCCCGGGUGUUCCACGCCAAACUCAAGGCCCUCAUGCGGGACAUAAUAGUAAAUCGUGUGUUUGGUAAUGUAGACGCUUAUGUAUACACUGUUGAGUUUCAGAAACGUGGACUGCCGCACGCGCACAUAUUGGUCAUCCUCGGCGAGGACAGCAAGUUGCAUACCGCCGAGGAUGUGGACAAUGUUGUGUGCGCUUCCUUGCCGGACCCGGCAACCGACAGGCGCCUGUUUGACUGUGUGACAUUACACAUGAUUCACGGGCCGUGUGGGCAACUAAACCCUAACAGCCCGUGCAUGGUGGACAACAGUUGUUCAAAGAAGUAUCCAAAAGAAUACAGCGAAGAAACCGUCUACGCCUCAAACAACGGGUACCCGACGUACCGCCGACCGAACAAUGGAUCUGUGGCCUUGGUCAGACGACGAGAGGUGGGCAAUGAAUUUGUGGUCCCCCACAAUCCGUACCUACUGGCCAAAUACGAUGCACACAUCAACGUUGAGGUGUGCUCUACGAUUAAGAGUGUCAUGUAUUUGUAUAAAUAUGUGUACAAAGGCCAUGAUGCGGCUACUAUGGAAGUUUGGGACGGCGAUGAGAUAUUAAAGUAAGCAGAUUCAAAUUAAUUAUUUUCAUAUACUAAGUCUUUGCUAUAUAUUAUACAUUAAUAACA